AUGACCUCGGUGCCCCCUGCGCCCACAUCGCGACAUCAGAGGCGUGUGCGUCUGGCACGCUCAGUUCUCGACCCAGCAGCAAAGGCAUACCUCAUAGGCUACCUCGUCGACCUCAUCCCUUCGAUCCUCAAAGCCAUCUUGCGCUUCGUCACCCAUGAGAUCAAGCGCAUCAGAUUACUGCAGAAGCGAGUCAGGGAGGAGAAGCGAGCAGCGCGAGAGCUGAUAGAAGGGGACAACCCCAUCGUCGUUCCUGAGUCCUCUACUUCGACAUGGGAGGACAUCGUGCUGCCUAGUCUGCGAGGUAUGCCUUCGAUCGCCAAGGAUGUGGGACAGGCGGCAGGAGUUGCACUUGGACCACAGGGCAUGGCAGCUGCCUGUGCUGCAGCUAUGCUUGGAACCGCCAUCCUUGAUGAGCUGCUGGCCUCCAUCUUCAUCAAGUCAGGUCCCAAGGCAGCCAAGAGCUCCUCUUCCUCAUACUCGCAGAAUAGAUUGGCCAAAAUUCAGCAUAUACGCAUCUGGACUUGCUUCGUAGCCGCCGCACUAUCAUCUGGCUCGUCUCUCAUGCUCGUUCAAAGGACUUCAGCUGCAGGGCCAUCUGGCUCUAGCAAGCGUCUGGAAGGAACACCCCGACCUGGCAUGCUCCCUAGCCCAUCUCUCAAUAGUCUCAAGAAGAGCAUCAUCGCUAGAUUUUCCCCGAAUUCUACAUUGGACCGCCCAUCUGGUCUCCCUACACCUCUAGCUCCCGGCGGCCACUUUCUUGCUAGAUUGACAAGUCUGUCCAUCCCUGUCACACCCGCUAAUCCUGGUUCUCUCAGCCCCGUACUACAGCCAAAGGCACUUCCCAAUGACCCGGAAAAGUCUCUCAAUGCGUAUGACGCAUCAAGUGGUCUGCCGUCGCCUGCUACAGCAGCGAAUACUGCUCCCGCCGAGAAGUCAAGGGCACUUGGCAAGCCUUCACCUACCGUCGACCUGACACUCUUCGCUCUUGUCCGUGGAUUGGACACUUUGAUUCGAGCAAUGCCGCUGUUUACAGGCUCAGCAGGGGAGAUAGUCAGUAAUCUGCCCAAAGGCAGCACCCGAAUUCUAGGCAACAGCAGGUCGCGCGAGCAGCUAGGCAACAGCCUCAGGACUGGCGGUUCCGCCCUUGUCAGUCAAGCCGAGGGUUUGACUUUUGUCAUGUGCUGCGCCGUCAUCAUGUGGUCGUGGUUCUACGCGCCAGAGCGACUGCCUCCGACGUACGUCAAGUGGAUCACCAACUUGGCAACGAUGGACGAAAGGCUGCUAUUGGCAUUGCGAGGCAUUCGCAACGGCAAACCCCACGUUUGGGGAUACGGCAACCCUAAUGUCACUCCGCAAGGAAUCGAUAUGCUCAGCUCGCUUGCCGAAUCACUCGGCUUGCCCUACGAAUGGGGCGAUCCAACACGCCUGCCGCACAGCAGCAGUGAUGCCCAGCGACUGAUCAAGGAAGCCAAGGCGGCCAAUGCCGAAACUCUCGCGCAGGGUCGAGAGGUUGCCCGCGAUCCACAUCGACCCGGUGGAGAUCCAGUUCCGGGGUACGUUCUAUCAGGAGCUGCAGGCCGGAGGGGCAAAGGCAAAAUGGGCGGCAUGCCCUGUGAACUGGUCCAUUGCGGCGUAGGCGGCUCCUCCUGUUUCGCGAACGCUGCCCUGCGAUGGCUCAGAGGUUGGAAGGUGUGCAUGGGCAUCUACAUUCCCGUGCAUCUCCUCCCCAGACUACUCUUCAACCCGCGUCAAUUCGCCAAGAACCCCAUCGAUGCCAUCCAAAAAGUCCUCAUGGGCUCGGCCAGAAGCGCAAGUUUCCUCGCCACCUUCAUCGCUUCAAUCUGGUUCAUGGUCUGUCUAGGCCGGACUGUCCUCCUCCCUCGUCUCUUCCCUUCUGUCUCGCAUCGAUUCUGGGAUCGCGGAUUGGGACCGCUGAUGGGAUCCUUUGCCUGUGGUUUUGCCAUCUUUAUCGAAGAGAAGCGAAAGAGGGCCGAAAUGGCACUGUACGUCGCCCCUCGAGCCUUGUACGCCUGCGCAGAGAUGUUGCGUCCUGGUUGGCUCAGCAAUGGGCAAAGUGGAGCAGUAUGGGCUGAACGGAUCGUCUUUGGCCUUGCGGGAGCCAUCGUUGUCACGGCGGCGCGAUUUAGACCUCAGUCCCUACGAGGAAUCACAAGUGUUAUGGCUUGGGUGCUGAAGAGUAACGCGAGAGAAUUGAGAGUCAAGGCCAAGGCGAUCACGAGCUGA
Molecule: messenger RNA, 2244 nt
Organism: Microstroma glucosiphilum
Lineage: Eukaryota; Fungi; Basidiomycota; Exobasidiomycetes; Microstromatales; Microstromataceae
Exons: 2
Coding region: 1-2244 (747 amino acids)
Source: RefSeq, a predicted model, not a curated record